GAGUGGAAGAUAUAAAACUGCCAAUAAAAGAGCGCUAAUACUUAAGCGUCAGAAACAUACAAGAAAACCAGGCACGAACUUUACAAUUAAAAAGAAGAAAUUCCGAGUUCAAUAACUCGAAGAACGAAGAAAAAGAAAAAGGGCAACGAAAAAUAAUGAAAACUCCGAACAGCGUAGACAUAACAACACUCCGAUUCUGCUGAAAGGGCGAACGAAACUGAGCGACGAAACGCUGUGAAUUUCUACGAAGAAUACUGAACUAGGAUAGCCGCAUUCCUAAGCCAUAAACUCGACAAAGGAAUACGCAAAAACGCAUUAAGGCGGAUAAAAGAAGAUUGAAUACAAUGCAGCGAGGACUGACGACGGAUUUCUUCAAUCAACCUGUGAGCGCUAAACUAUCAUAAAUCCUGAGAUAGCGCCUAUUUCUUCAUACAUCGCUUCGAUUUUUUUUCCCAUGGACAAGGCAGCGCAGAGGACUGCAACCGUGAUGUGAACGACGACAGAGGCAGCGCACGGACAACGCCGCAACAAGUGAAACAGAGGCAGAGCCGGACGGCGACGCAGAAGUGAUCGGCAACCAGCAACAAGAAGAAAAGUUUAAAGUAUCCUGAUAGAUUAACGUCUGAAAAUAAAUCAAAAUAGAAAAUUUAUCACACACUGAAAUUGAAGGAAGGAAACACUAAGAAAUAAGAUCAGAUAGGAUAUCUAGGAAUCGCAAUAAGGAAGACAGACUCAGUAUGAAGAUAAUGAAAUGGAUUUCACUAUGGCUCAUGGUGAGCGAUAUCUGCAUCUCCCUCUUGCAAAUCAAGAAGGGAGCAAUCCUAAAAGAACAUGGUCAUGUGAAGAUGAUACACGAUAUAGCGGUUGUAACCAUCAACAUUACAGCUAUAGACGAACAGCAACAAGAGCUUAAUGGUUUAAUGGGAAGAAUUGAAAGUCUCAUGUCUACUAACCAGAACAAUUCUAUUUUAUUAAAGCUUAGGGAAGAUAUAAGUCAAGUGUUACCCAAGAGAAUUAAGAAAAGGUCAUUGUUGCCAUUCAUUGGCACAGCCUUAAACACUUUGUUUGGUGUAGCUACUGAUGGUGAUGUAGAUAAAGAUAGGGCUAGAAUAGAAAAAUUAGAAAUGUGGGCCGCAGAACGAGGUACCAUCAUGACCAAAGUCAUUGAUGCAACUAACAAGAACCAGAAUUUGAUUGUUAAACUAAAGGACUUUGUUAACAACAUGGCUCAGAAUAUUACUACAGAGAUAAAUGACUUAAACAAGUCACAAUAUGUAACUAAGUUGUUAUUUGAAACAGAAACCUUUUUGUUGAAUCAUAAGGAACUGUUAAAUGCAGUAAUGUUAGCCGCUAAAAACAUUUUAUCACCAUACCUCAUCAGUCCUAGUGAGUUGCACCUUGUAAUUGAAAAAUGCAUUGAGGUCACUGCCAAGGAUAUCUUGAUAAUGAUGGACGAAAGAAGGCAGCAAAAGGGUAAAAAUGAAGAUAGAUAUGGAGCUCUGGAUAGAACUAUUAAGAGGGAAUGCACGAAGGCAAAGGAGAAAUGGAUGGAUGAGAUUUGUGAAGGUUUGGAUAAAAGGGAUGAACGGAGAAAGUAUGAUAAGGUGAAAGAAAUUACUUUUAAAAAGAAGAGAAACAUCAGCACUGGUAUAAAAAAAAAAGCGGAUGGAACUAUAGUAAUGGAGUCAAAAGAAAUAUUGGAAAGAUGGACGGAAUAUGAUGGAGAAUUAUUUGAUGACGAUAGAGUGGAAUAUCUAGAUUUGAAUGAUAACGGAGAGGGACCAAGUAUGAUUAGAUCAGAGAUAGAGGCAUCUUAA
Molecule: messenger RNA, 1817 nt
Organism: Macrobrachium nipponense
Lineage: Eukaryota; Metazoa; Arthropoda; Malacostraca; Decapoda; Palaemonidae
Exons: 5
Coding region: 738-1817 (359 amino acids)
Source: RefSeq, a predicted model, not a curated record